Molecule: messenger RNA, 5298 nt
Organism: Linnemannia hyalina
Lineage: Eukaryota; Fungi; Mortierellomycota; Mortierellomycetes; Mortierellales; Mortierellaceae
Source: the annotation of a GenBank genome assembly
AUGUCCAAUGGCAGCAGCUCACCCUCCAUCAACAUUGCGCCUUACAUGUUUGUGCGCAGUUUGCAUGACGAGGAGGAACGCAACCUGGAGAUGCCGUUCCACUACACGCAGUUUGGGGCCGUGCUCAUGGUCGACAUUGUCGGUUUCAGUCAGAUGACAAGUACCGCUUCUUCAAAGGGAGAUGUCGGUGCAGAAAUGCUCUCCUCACAGAUCGGCACCUAUUUCGAUCUUGCCAUCCGGAUUAUUGAAUACCAUGGAGGCGACGUUGUCAAAUUCCUCGGAGAUGCGCUUUUGGUGGUAUUUCAACCCGACCCUGUCUGCGAUGACCAUCAAACAGAUGACUCAAACAACCUGACUCCCAUGGAUUCACCCACCACCGAAGAGCCUGCUGCAGCAUCACGCAGGAGUAAGGUCACCGUCCGCAAGGCUGUAGAGUGUGGACUGGAGCUCCUAGCCCGACUGUCAAAUUACCGUAUCUACCUAUCCGAAAAAGAAUUCUCUCGAAAAUUCUCCGGACCGAAUGUCGAUGAUGGCUCAGGAUACGGAGGAAAUGAUGACGGAAGCAACUGUAACCUUUUCCCAUCAAACGGGAACCAGAGUGGAAACAGUAACAACCAAUGGAACAACACAUAUACCAAUGCGACAGUCAUCAGUGGAAAUGGCAGUAUCAGCGCCAGCUCCUUCUUAAGCGUGCCCAUCAGUCGACCCAACUCUAAUGGCAACAACAACAACAGCAGCAACGGCAACAAUGGAAUAACUACACGCCGAUCUUCAGUUCCAACCAACAAUAACUCAUCCGGAAUGCCCAACAAGUUUUCCUCCAGCAACAACCUCGAUAUCGCUGGUGGCCACAGGAAGUGGGAUGACUCUUUGAUGACCCCAAGCAGGCCAGGAUCGACAACCUCAAAAAGCAAUCGCGCGGCAUCUUUUUUUUCAAACGCCAAGAAUCUUUUCACGCACUCGUCCUCACAGAGCGAUCGUCAGAAUAUCACACCAGAGGAUCUCUUGGAGGACUCGUUCGAACUGCAGCUACACAUGGCCAUGUCUGCCGGACCAAUAUCGAAUAUCAUCAUUGGCGACAUUGGACUGGAGAACGGACUUGACAAUCUUUUGCUACAAACAACUGGCCGAUUGGAGUAUGCCAUUUGUGGCGAGCAAAUGUCGACAAUUGACGAUGCACUUGGUAUGGCGCGUGCUGGAGAACUCACAAUUACGGCGGCGGCGUGGAGCUUUGUCAACCCAACAGCUUACCCUUGGUAUGAGGAGCGGAGACAAUGCUUUAUUCUGAAGAACAUCCAGUCGGCUAAUGAUGACCCCUUGCUCAGGCGUAUCAGGAACGACAAACUGCUUAACACCUCCGUAGAGAGUAACCCACACUACUACAAAUACAUUAACAAGUCGGCGAUUCAUCGACUUAUCCUGUACCCCGAUAACACUUUCCCGGCUCAGUUCAGGACAGUAACGAUUCUCUUUGUGAGUCUCGGGGAUGUUAAGCCAUGGACACGGGAGGGACUGGACACCUGUCAAAAGGCCAUCUAUCAAGUUCACAAAAUCACCUCUGAGUAUGAAGUCGACGACAAGGGCGCGACACUGCUAUGUGCAUUUGGACUUCCUUAUCCACGAUCGCAUGAGCGCGAGGCGGUGUUUGCAGCAAAGUCAGCCUGGGUGAUCCGCCGGAGACUCUUGGCAGAGGGGAUCCAUGGAUUCAAGAUCUCGUUGGCCACAGGCGUCAUCUUCACCAGCAUGAUCGGGAACGAGUUCCGUCGGGAUCCAGCCAUUGUCGGAGACACGAUUGUGAUUGCUGUUCGUAUCCUCAAGUUUGACUACGCCACCGAAUCCGUUGUCUGUGAUGAUGCUACCAAGGAGGCCUGUACUUCGGACCAUGAUGGGCUCUGCGAGUUUGAGGAUAUGGGUGAAGAGUUUGUGAAGGGCAAGAUGCAGCGGAUACGUGUCUGGAGGCUGGUUCAUUUCGGCGCCAAGAAGCAGAUCCGACGACCAGACGAUAUCAUGGUGGAUGAGACGAUUGGGUACGAGCCCGAGAGGGAAAAGGUUUCACAGUUCAUCAAAACGUGGGAGAAGGAGCCCGACAAGAACACCAUUUUGGUUGCAGGACCCAGAGGAUCGGGCAAAAGUAUGUUCUACCAGCAGAUCUGUCACAUUGCUGACAGAAACAACUACAACGUUUGCUCCGCUGCGUCGGCCGAGGUUGAAAAGAACACAGAGUACUACCUGUGCAAAUUCUUGUUGUUAGGAUUGUUCGACAUCAUGCGGAAGCGGGAAAUCCCCUACGCAGGAAGGACGCACCUCGAUCUCGGGAUGGCGAUUGGGCAGGCCAACUAUGAAUCUCAGAACUGGACACCUACAACGAUGGCGUCGACAAUUGUCAGCGGCGGUUUGGACGAGAGCGUAGGGGGAACACCGUGUUCGGCCAACAGCGUCUAUUCGCCCAUUAGCUCACAUUUUGGUCCUUCUGUCCGGUCGAGUAUGGCCUCCAGCUCCCCUUGGGACCUGUCACUCGGCCCGGCGAUCAGUCAGUAUAGCGACCCUACCGCAACCAAACGCAGCUCGAUGUACAUAACCAAGCUCCAAUCGCUCAUCAACGUCUCCUUGCAAAAGAUGGGCGAAGGCGACGAGAUAAUGCAUAUGCUGCACGACAUUAUCGCCGCACUCUCGUCCGACAACUCGGCACCGGUGAUGAAUGAUCGCGACGACAAAAUGCUGGCGGAUUUUAUUGUGCGUAUGCUCAACUACGCCAGCACCUUUGUCAAAAUCAUCGUCAUGUUCGAGGACGUCCAAUGGACGGACAGCAAGUCGCUGCAGAUCAUUCAGGUGAUCCAUGAGAGAUGCCCCGCUGUCUUGGUGGUAAUCUUUUCUCGACCACAGCGCGAUUACGGCAGCAACCCCCUUCACUCCCUCACAGGUCAUGCCAAGCAUUUGGAGAUUGUACUCGAGGGCCUCAAACGGAGAGACAUUGAGCUGGCGCUGCUCAAAACUUUCGAGGACAAGAAUGUCACCAGGAUCAAUCCGGCAGUCAUUGAGCUAGUUCAGGAAAAGACCAAGGGUAACCCCAAGUUUGUCAAGAACAUGACCACUAUGCUCAAGGACUUUUGUUUCGUCAACAUUGUGGACGGAGAGCUGCUGACGACAGGAAAGGAGUCCAUCCAAACGCCGUCCUACAAGAACAUGGAGGAGAUGCUGGUCAAGCAAGACAGGAAAAAGAUGAUUCUGAUGCAGUACGAUCGGAUGACAGCCCGGUUUCAGGACUUUUUGAAGAUUGCCAGCUGUCUGGGAGAGCAGUUCUCGCUGGCGGAGGUAGCAGCGAUUCGGCCGCUGGAGACGAUGUUGGGGGUCCCGGAGCCAGGACGGUCCUUCUCGACGCUGAUCAGCGACCUCGACACGUUCCGGUUCCUGUCGCUUGCCACCGAGCAGUUGAUGAACGUGCAGUUCUCAGACAAUUUGUCGAUGAACACCCUGUACAUGUUCAGCUCCGAAUCCACCGCGAAGGAUAUCUACGAGUCCAUCCCGUAUGAGGAGCGAGUAGGAUACCAUUUGACGAUGGGUCAGUUUUACGAGGCGUUCCUGGAGCCCGCCCAGUUCUCGGACCUCUUGCCGUUGAUCACCCGACACUACCUCAAGACGGACCAUACCGAGAAGAAGAUCAAGUACCUCAAGGCAAUCUCGGCGUUCGACCUCAAGAGUAAUAUGCUGCCCGACGCGACACAGAGUUUGACAGGGCUGAUUCAGAUCCUGGAUACAGUCCGAGGCGCCGCCAACAUGGUCAGUCAGGAGGAUCUGGCGGAAAUCUACGGCAUGAAGGGAGAAGCCCUGUCGAAGCGGAUGCGGAUCGAGGAGGCUGAGCCGGCGUUGUUGGACAGUCUGGCGCGCUAUGGAGUCCAUUGGCCCAAGAACUCUCAGCAGUGGAAGAUGGCGUUGUUUGUUGAAAAGACAAAGUUCAUCUUUCACUACCACGGCGGCACCACCCCUGGGCUAGUUCUUCCUGGCAAGUCGGUCAAGGCCAAAGUCGAUGCCAGGACGCAGAUCACACUCCAGAGGAUCAUCCGUGUCCUGGGCUGUCUCCAGAACAUUUACUUUUGGAAAACAGAGCCCAACGCUGCCAUGCUGUCGACACUCUACACACUCAACUAUUCUCGACGCCUGGGUCUUCCCUCGGGUGAGCAGACGGUGUCCUUGGGCCGCUAUGCGAUCCUCAACUACUUCAAGGGCAACCAUCAUACCUGCCGGGAGUACAUGCAGAAGGCUCGCCUUGCCAACGACGCUGGAGAGGGAACCGAGGGGAUGCUACCGUCGAUGCAGGGGUAUGUGGCGUACUGUGAGGGCCAUCGGGAACGCGCACACGCUUAUCUGUCGGAAGCGAUCAACGAGAGCAAGUCAUUUGGAGUGGUCAGCAACCUGGCGACGUAUUACCGAUCGGUGACCUUGAAGUGCAGCUACCGGAUGUGGGAGGGGUCGUUCAAUGUCCACCCUGAGGACUCCGCACUGCUCCGCGCCAUGUCUGCGGUGGCUAUCCAGAAUGGUGACUCCGAGGGCGAGACUCUGUUUGCCAUCCCAACGCUCGCCAAUCUGCUGCUCCAGGACAGAUUGAGGGAUGCCGAGAGCUGGGUGGUUUUGGUUGAGCGGUUUAUCUUACCCAAGGCUCGGCUGAUGAACAUGUUGGUGAUGCAUGGCAUGCUGUCGUACUACUAUGCCAAGAUGGGCCAGUUCAACAAGACAAAGAUCUAUGCGACGCUCUUGUCGGAGCGAAUAGCGGAUCAAGGCGUUGCCGCACACCCUUUUCCGUUGAUGAGCUGCGCGUUUGUAGUGAUGGCGAUCUUUGUGCUUCUCGAUAGCGCCAGUCCCAGUCUUGUGAACAUCCCAGUGGACCCUCUCCUUGCGAGCGAUACGGAACUGAUUCUUCGACCGGUGAUCCAGUGUCUGAGCCAGGAUCCGUUCCAGACCGUCAGCGAGUGUUUUAUGACCCUGGCCGACUCUAUUCGGUGCUUCAUCCUCCAGGGUGCCUUUCACCAACGGGAAGGAUACCAGAAGCUGUUGCGAGGCUGGGAGCGGUCGAGGUCCCAGACGCAGGGGAUGCAGUUUGUACAGGCGUAUUACCUGAGCAAGCUGGGGCAGUAUGCGGAUGUUGUGGAGGAGAAGGACGGGUUUUAUUCGGAGGCGUAUGUGUUGUUUAAGAAGAUGUCGAUGGAUCCGACGGACUGGUUGACGGACCCCUCGCCCAAGUGGCAGCCGCCGUUUGUAGCAGAGGUACCCUUGCCUGAGUUUUCCAUUCCUACUCCCAGUUGA